CACAUCAAUCUGCUUUAUAUUUUCUUUGACAUUCUUCAAUGCACAUGCUCACUUCUUUAUACAUUAAAGACUGUGGGAGUAACGACCCAGAUCUCAAGCAGGAGAUGGAAAAACAAUUUGUGGAUCUUUUAACAGAGGAAUUGAAGCUUCAAGAAGCCGUUUCUGGCGAACAUACUCGCCAUAUGAACAUCACGUUAUUCGAGGCGAAAAGGGUAGCUUCUCAGUAUCAGAGGGAGGCUGAAAAGUGCAUUGCUGCAACCGAAACUUGUGAAGAGGCCCGAGAACGCGCCGAGGCUUUGACGAUCAAGGAAAGGAAGCUUACGUCAUUGUGGGAGCGACGAGCCCGCCAAAUGGGUUGGAUGGUGGAAUAAGUCUAUCAUUUCAAAGGCCACCCUCUUAGUUCAACUAGUCGUCGAGUCGAGUCGAGUAGAAGCUGGCAAGCGAAUUGCUUGGUUCAUCAAUCUUUCAAGGCAUGAUGUUCUUCUCUCUUUUCUUCUGUUGCACUUUUCCUGGAAACAUGUCGAUUCUACAUCAUAAUUCAUACAUGACAUGUUACAGACCCCGUUCUUCUGCAUUUGCUAUAUAUAUGUGUGAUCAUCCCCUCUCGAACCGAACCGUGACCACGUGACUUAUUAUCUAGGCGUUUCUGAUCUGUUCACGAACUCUAAUAGAAAAAACUAUGUUGUUGUU
Cucurbita pepo subsp. pepo (vegetable marrow) is the source of this 690-nucleotide messenger RNA. The record is from RefSeq and is a predicted model, not a curated record. Lineage: Eukaryota; Viridiplantae; Streptophyta; Magnoliopsida; Cucurbitales; Cucurbitaceae.